Messenger RNA from Ochlerotatus camptorhynchus, 1100 nucleotides. RefSeq names its product protein lifeguard 1-like. The transcript is spliced from 4 exons. Bases 316 to 1068 code for a protein of 250 amino acids. The record is from RefSeq and is a predicted model, not a curated record. Lineage: Eukaryota; Metazoa; Arthropoda; Insecta; Diptera; Culicidae.
AAAUAGUAAGACUUUGCAAGUCGAAGAUUUUGGUAUCAUCAGUGCGAACAGUAGAAAAUAAUGUCAAUUUGACCGCGAAUGCAUUCUAAGUUUUUUAUUUUUUGCAUUUCACUGUACCGUCGUUAGAAAAAGAAAAAGAAAUAAGAGUAGACUGGAUUAGCCAUAACAGCUAAUCUUUGUCAUUGAUAAAUUGUCAAUCUACCACUAAGUACUCAGUAGUCAAAUCCGGGAAGGAAAGGGUUAACUUAAAAAAUUAUAUAUGUAAAACGGAUUUGAAGUGACAAAGUUAAACAGCGGUCGAUCGAGUCAGAAGAGAUGGCAGAAGUACCCUACCAGACAAUGAGUGAUGGAAGUCAUGUACCGAAAACGGUCCACCUGGACCCGGAAAGCCAGGUGGAGAUACGUGGAUUGUCAUUCUCGGAAGAAUCCAUACGAAAAGCCUUCAUCCGUAAGGUGUACCUAAUUCUUACGGUACAAUUGGCCAUAACAAUGGCAUUUAUUUCCUUGUUCAUGUACCAUGCACCGGCACAAGCGUUCGUCGAGCAAAAUCCGUGGAUUGGGAUCGCGGCAUUCGUAACGAUGUUCGCUGUGCUCAUAAUUAUGGCCUGUUGCGGCGAGAUGAGACGCAAGACGCCACAUAAUUUCAUAUUUUUAGCCAUGUUCACAGCUGCCCAAGGGCUCAUGCUGGGAAUCAUUUCCACCCAGUACAGUUCCAAUCAGGUGCUCAUGGCAGUUGGCAUCACGUGCGUAAUCUGCAUUGGACUGACGCUGUUUUCGUUCCAAACCAAAUGGGAUUUUACCUUGAUGGGUGGCUUCCUGUUCGUAGCAUUGUUGGUGGUGUUUGUGUUCGGUAUUAUCGUGGCAUUCUUCCCCGGAAGUGCCGCGAACUCAGUUUAUGCCGUCUGUGGGGCACUUUUGUUCUCGCUUUACCUGAUCUACGAUACGCAGAUGAUGAUCGGAGGAAGCCACAAGUACUCGAUUAGCCCAGAAGAGUACAUUUUUGCCGCUCUCAAUCUCUACCUGGACAUCGUUAACAUUUUCUUGUUCAUUUUGAGAGCUUCUAGAUAAGCAUUUGGAUGCGGAACUUAACACUUUUUUUU